Colletotrichum karsti is the source of this 3228-nucleotide messenger RNA. RefSeq lists its product as uncharacterized. Lineage: Eukaryota; Fungi; Ascomycota; Sordariomycetes; Glomerellales; Glomerellaceae. The record is from RefSeq and is a predicted model, not a curated record. Gene Ontology annotation, molecular function: ribosomal large subunit binding; tRNA binding. Gene Ontology annotation, biological process: ribosome-associated ubiquitin-dependent protein catabolic process; rescue of stalled cytosolic ribosome. Gene Ontology annotation, cellular component: RQC complex. The transcript has 2 exons. Bases 1 to 3228 code for a protein of 1075 amino acids.
AUGAAGCAGCGUUUUUCUUCGAUCGACGUCAAGGUCAUCGCCCACGAGCUCCAAGAGAACCUCACCUCGUUGCGACUCGCCAAUGUCUACGACCUCUCCUCAAAGAUCCUGUUACUCAAGUUCGCGAAGCCCGACAAUAAGAAGCAACUGAUAAUAGACUCGGGCUUUCGAUGCCAUCUCACAGACUUUACCCGCACGACGGCCGCGGCACCCUCAGCCUUCGUCACGCGGUUGCGCAAGUUUCUGAAGACGAGACGCUUGACUAAGGUCUCACAAGUCGGAACGGACAGAAUCCUUGAGUUUCAAUUCAGUGACGGGCAAUACCGCCUGUUUCUCGAAUUCUUUGCUAGCGGAAACGUCAUCUUGACCGACGCCGACCUCAAGAUCAUUACACUUCUGCGAAACGUUAACGAAGGCGAAGGCCAAGAGCCCCAACGGGUAGGACUCACGUACUCGCUCGAGAACCGACAAAACUUUGGCGGCGUUCCGCCCCUGACGAAAGAGAGGGUACGAGAUGCGCUGAAGACAUCAGCCGAGAAGAACGCUACGGCUGCUGCGGCGGGCAAGAAGAGUAAGGCGAAGCCAGGAGACGAGCUGAGAAGAAGCUUGGCGACCACAAUCACGGAGCUUCCGCCAAUCUUGGUCGAUCAUUCCUUCAAGACGACGGGGUUUGAUGGCACCAAGAAGCCGGCUGAGAUUCUCGAGGACGAAGCUCUGUUGGACGCUCUUUUGGCAGCAUUGACCGACGCACGAGGCAUAGUCGAAGAUGCGACCAGCUCCGCCACUGCCAAGGGUUAUAUCUUUGCGAAGUUCAGGAACAAGCCGGAGGGUGCGACACAGGAUGCCGAAGAAACGAAGCGAUCGGACUUGCUCUACGAGGAUUUCCACCCUUUCCUGCCUAAUAAGUUCUCGAACGACCCAACAAUCAAAGUCCUUGAAUUCGACGGCUUCAACAAGACUGUGGACGAGUUCUUCUCUUCCCUGGAGGGCCAAAAGCUCGAGUCGCGACUUACGGAACGAGAGGAGACGGCCAAGAGGAAGCUUGAGGCAGCCAGAAACGACCAAGCGAAGCGCAUUGAAGGGCUGCAGGAAGUGCAGUCCCUUAAUGUGCAGAAAGCAACGGCUAUCGAGGCCAAUGUUGAGCGUGUCCAGGAAGCGAUGGACGCGGUCAGCGGUCUCCUACAGCAAGGCAUGGAUUGGGUCGACAUCAGCAAGCUUAUCGAACGAGAGCAGAAGCGCAACAACCCCGUCGCCGAGAUCAUCAAGCUGCCCCUCAACCUCGCAGAGAACACCAUCACUUUGUUGCUCGGUGAGGAGGAAGAUAUCGGGGACGAAGACUCCAACUACGAGACCGAUUCGGAUGCAUCAGAUAGCGAGGAUGACAACGCAAACGACAAGCAGAAGACUGCAAAGCAUCUGGAGGUCGAGGUCAACAUUGGGCUGUCGCCAUUUGCCAACGCGAGAGAGUACUAUGAGCAGAAGCGAACCGCUGCCAAGAAGGAGGAGAAGACUGUUCUACAGUCCGAGCUCGCCCUUAAAAACGCGGAGCAGAAGAUUCAAGCUGAGCUCAAGAAGGGACUGAAACAGGAGAAGGCGGUUCUGGCACCCAUCCGCAAGCAGAUUUGGUUUGAGAAGUUCAUCUGGUUCAUUUCAACAGACGGAUACCUCGUGCUUGGUGGCAAGGACGCUCAGCAGAACGAGAUGCUAUACAAGCGUUACCUCCGCAAGGGUGACGUUUACGUUCACGCAGACAUUCAUGGUGCCGCCACCGUCAUCAUCAAGAAUACUCCCAGCGACCCUGAUGCGCCGAUUCCACCUUCGACAUUGGCGCAGGCUGGCACGCUGGCCGUCUGCAGCUCGAGCGCAUGGGAUUCCAAAGCUGGUAUGGGCGCUUGGUGGGUAAAGGCUGACCAGGUUUCCAAGUCCGCCCCGACCGGAGAGUAUCUACCAACGGGAAGCUUCAUGGUUCGCGGCCAGAAGAACUUCCUCCCUCCCGCACAACUGCUCCUCGGUAUUGGUAUCAUGUGGAAGAUCAGUGAAGAAAGCAAGGCUAGGCACGUGAAGCAUAGGCUGUAUGACGGCUUUGCUACUCAAGCCUCAGCAUCAGACAGCGCAGCCGGGGCGGAUGCUCAAGACAAGGUCGAUGAUGAGGCUUCUGACAUCGGUUCCGACGACGAGCACGAAGACGAGAAGCCUAGGGACAACCCUCUCCAGAGAUUUGGACAGCAAGGGCAAGAUGACUCGGAAGAGAAACUUGCUCAAGAAGACUCGCCCGCCGAUGACCUAGAGCCGCCAGCCGAUGAAGUGGAGAAGCUCAUGCUUGAGGAGGACAGGGCCGCUGAAGCUGCUUCCAACCAACCGAGCAAGUCCUCUGAGGAGGAAGGAGAGGAAGAGGGAGAGGAAGAGGGAGAGGAAGAGGGAGAGGAAGAGGAGCAAGGAACCGACGAAGGCGCUACGGGGACUACAACCCCAGCAGAGUCUGCUACGGUUCCCGGUUCUGCUGCUAGUACAGCCGCAACCGACAAGCAGCGUCCUGCCAAGCGAGGUCAGAAAAGCAAAGCAAAGAAGAUCGCCGCAAAAUACAAGGACCAAGACGAGGAGGACAGAGCGGCUGCGGAGUCUUUGUACGGUGCCGCUCGAGGCAAGCAGAGAGCCGAGGCUGAGGCGCAGAGCAAGGCGCAACGAGAGGCCGAGCUAGCAGCGCUGAAGGAACGCCGAAGAGCGCAGCACCAGCGUCAGCAGAAGGAAAUUGCGGAGCAUGAAGAGGUUCGCCGUCUGAUGAACGAGGAGGGCAUUGAAGUGCUCGACUCGGAGGAGAUGGGCAAGAUGACUCUGCUCGACAAUCUGGUCGGCACUCCUCUGCCGGGCGACGAGAUCUUGGAGGCUAUUCCUGUCUGCGCGCCUUGGAAUGCCAUGGGCAAGUUCAAGUACAAGGCGAAGCUCCAGCCUGGAGCUGUAAAGAAGGGAAAGGCUGUCAAAGAGGUGUUUGAGACCUGGAAGGCGGUCUCGGGUAAGAAGGGAGUGCUCGACGAGCGUGCUCAGGAUAAGGAAAGGAUGUGGCCCAGAGAAGUUGAGCUGAUCAAGGCGCUCAAGGCCGAGGAGGCUUUCAACUGUGUCCCCGUGGGCAAGGUCAGGGUCAUGAUGGCUGGUGGUAGCAGUGGCUCUGGAGGCGCCAAGGGGCAGCAGGGUAAGGGUGGUCGCGGAGGAAGGGGAUCCAAGAAGAAGUGA